This is a messenger RNA of Morone saxatilis (striped sea-bass), 1402 nucleotides long. RefSeq names its product C-X-C chemokine receptor type 5. Gene Ontology annotation, cellular component: membrane. The record is from RefSeq and is a predicted model, not a curated record. NCBI's taxonomy places the organism in Eukaryota, Metazoa, Chordata, Actinopteri, Moronidae. Gene Ontology annotation, biological process: immune response; chemotaxis; G protein-coupled receptor signaling pathway. The transcript is spliced from 2 exons. The coding region runs from base 45 to 1157 and encodes 370 amino acids. Gene Ontology annotation, molecular function: chemokine receptor activity.
CAUUACUGCGGCGUAAGCUACACAAGAGACCAAGAUUUACCCCCAUGGCUGUAACAAUCACCUUUACAGAAUUUGAGGAUAACCUGACACAGGAUAACAUGACACAGGAUAACCUGACAGACUACAACUACACAGAUAACCCAACAGACAAUGACACAUUUUGUGAGCAAACGGGCCAGCAGACCUCUCUGGACGUGUUCCAGGCGGCGCUGUACAUCUUCAUCUUCCUGUUGGGUGUGGUAGGGAAUGGCCUGAUGAUAACGGUCCUCCUGAGACGUCGGCAUCUCCUGCGCAUCACUGAGAUCUACCUACUUCACCUUGCCGUGGCUGACCUCAUGCUCCUUUUUACAUUGCCUUUUGAUGUAGUUGAGAAUGCCAGCGGUUGGCUGUUCGGCAACUUUCUCUGCAAGCUGAUGGGCUUGGUGAAAUCUCUCAGCCUCAUCUGUGGGAGCUUCCUUCUAGCUUGCAUUGGGUGCGAUCGGUAUUUUGCAAUUGUUCAUGCCAUUACUAGUAUGCAAAGUCGACGUCGGAGAACAGUGCACAUAACAUGCACUUUCUUAUGGCUGGUUUGCUUGGCUUUAUCAAUGCCCAAUGUUGUGUUUCUCACUGUGGAAGAGGAUUGGGAAACUACAUUGCUCACCUGUUCUUUUCAUCAUUAUGGUAUCCACGCACACAACUGGGUUUUGACCCGUAGAGUCUUGGAUCACGUGUGCUUUUUCCUACCUCUGGCCAUAAUGAGCUAUUGUUACACAGCAGUGGUAGUUACUUUGUUCAAGAGUCACAAAAGCCAAGACAAGCAAGGAGCCAUUCGACUGGCUUUACUCAUCACUCUCGUCUUUUGUUUUUGUUGGCUACCAUAUAAUAUCACCUUACUGAUAAACACUCUAGCAGACCUGAAGGUCACCAUAUUAAACGGCUGUGACUAUUAUGACCACCUGCAACCAGCCCUUUAUGUGACGAUGAGUCUGGGUUUGUCACACUGUUGUCUGAACCCUUUCUUAUAUGCCUUUGUUGGGGUGCGGUUUCGCAAUGAGCUUAUUCAGUUACUCUGGAAACUGGGCUGCGGCCGUGUUUGUAUGCCUUUCAUCAGAGUUCGGGGUCACAGUCGACCAUCCUUUUCUGAUGGAGGAACAACCACCAGCACCGUUCUCAUGUGAUAAACUCUUCUACAACGUCAGCUGUAACUAAAAUGCUUCUGUUCUUCAUUGUUUUGUUUGUUAUGAUGGAUAAUGUUAUAAUUUUAUCAGAUGUUCUGACAAUAUAGUACCCAUUGCUACUUUGAUUGCAUUUAAAAGAUGUUUUAUUUGCCCACUCAAAAAAAAAAAUGUUGGCUGAAAUCUGUUUUUGUUUGUAUGUUCGGUACUGCUAAUUGAAUUCAAUAAAGAUUUCAUUUAGUAUACAG